Camelina sativa (false flax) is the source of this 2102-nucleotide messenger RNA. RefSeq lists its product as uncharacterized. Lineage: Eukaryota; Viridiplantae; Streptophyta; Magnoliopsida; Brassicales; Brassicaceae. The record is from RefSeq and is a predicted model, not a curated record.
UUUUGGUUUGGGUCCUCUCUCUCUCUCUCUCCAAAGAAACAAACUCUCACAAUUCCCGAAAACGAAAAAAUAUCUCUCAAUCCGAAUUUGCGACUUUUCCGCUACCUUUUGCUCUGUCAAAAACGUAAAAAUCUCUGAAAGAUUUAAUUGAUCUUGUUCAGUGAUGGGUUACAAAGAGGUUUAUUCAGCUCUUGCGGAAUUGUUUCCACAGAUUGAUGCAAGGCUUUUAAAAGCUGUUGCUAUUGAACACCCAAAGGAUGCUGAUGAAGCUGCAGCUGUUGUUGUUUCUGAGAUUGUUCCUCUCUUUUACCCUAAUUUGGCUGAUGAUACUUCUACACCACCUGACAACAAUUCACCCGCUCAUGUCCCCAACAAAGUAGAACGUGAUAUGCAAAAUGGUGCGGUGACUGUUUCAGAGUCUGGUGCUUCGUCUUCAGGAACUAUUUCUCUGGCUGUUCAUUGUGACCAUGAAACAAGGGCAUCAGUCACUGAAUUUUAUUCUAGUAGGAACCAGUUAGAAAGUGUGUUUCCAAUUGGUGAUCUUGAUUUUCAUAGCAAAGCAAGGAUCGGGUUGAGCGGAUCGGUUGAGCCUAGAGUGGUUCCUUCAGAAACCCCUGCCUUUGUUCAGGUGGGAGACAAAUUGACUAGCGAUGGUUGCCAAGGUGUUGAGUUUCACCUUACAGGUAAUCAAGCAGAAGCUAGCACAAGCCGGGAUGCAGACGAUACUAUGCAUAAGCUGAUUUUGGAGAUGACACAAUCACCUCGUUUUCAAAGUAGAACUGGGAGUUCACUUGACUUGAACGAGGCAUCAAGUGGUUCAUUGGCUGUUGAAAAUAGUGAUGCAGAGUUGAGUGGUUCAAAUCUCGUGGACGAGACAUCAAAGGGCGCUUUGGCAGUCGGAAAUGGUGAGCUAGAGCUGGGGGGUUCUUUUAGCUCUGUUGUUAGCAGAUCAACUCACGGAUGCAACAUUGCCCACCUUGAGCAGAUCAUUGAAGAUGCCAAAAGUAACAAGAGAACCCUGUUCACUGUGAUGGAGUCGAUUAUGAACCUGAUGAGAGAAGUUGAACUUCAAGAAAAGGAGGCAGAAAAGGCGAAGGAAGAUGCUGCUAGAGGAGGCUUUGAUACUCUUGACAAGGUUGAGGAGCUGAAGAAAAUGCUGGAACGUGCGAAGGAGGCAAAUGACAUGGAUGCUGGAGAAGUUUAUGGGGAGAGGUCGAUUUUGACCACUGAAGUUAAUGAGCUUGAAAAUCGCCUGCUCAACUUGUCAGAAGAACGUGACAAGUCUCUUUCUGUUCUUGAUGAGAUGCGUGGAGAACUUGAAACAAGACUAGCGACAGCGCUGGAGAUAAAAAAUGCUGCUGAGCAAGAAAAACAGGAAAAAGAAGGUUCUGCACGCAAGGCAUUUGCUGAACAAGAAGCGAUCAUGGAGAAAGUUGUUCAAGAAUCAAAGCUUCUGCAGCAGGAGGCAGAGGAAAAUUCAAAGCUGCGGGAGUUCCUUAUGGAGCAUGGUCGGAUUGUUGAUUCCUUACAAGGAGAAAUCUCAGUGAUCUGUCAAGACAUCAGACACUUGAAAGAGAAGUUCGACAACCGAGUGCCAUUGAGCCAAUCAAUCUCCUCAAGCCAGACUAGCUGUAAACUGGCUUCUUCCGCAUCAUCCAUGAGAAGCUUAUUACUGGAGAAGCCAUUGGAGGCAUCUUAUGAAACACCCGAAGCCUCGAUCAGCGACGACGAGAGGCUAAAAGCUUUGGUUGAUGAUGAUAAGAAAGACGAACGUAAGGAGCUGCUGGAAGAUGGCUGGGACAUCUUUGACAAAGAGCUAGAACUCUAAAUGUCUUGUCUCUAGAGAAGAUUCAAUCUCUUUAUAGAAAUAAAAAAAAUCGGUGUUAAGAAUAAAAGAGAUAUGAAAGAGCUUUUGGAUUCUGCGUCUAUUGUCUUCUAUAUAGAGUAAAGCUUGGAUCUUUGAGCUUAACCUAGCAGUAGUCUAAACAUCUAUUGAGCUUUCUUUUAAACUCUUCUCAGUGUACAGUUUGCUUUUGGUGUUUUCUUGAACUCUCUCUAAUACUCCAAACUCAAAAGUUUUGUCAUAGAAUUUUGAGACUUUA